CUGAAGUGAGUUACCCGGAAUCACGUUGAUUUUUGUUAGUAAACAGAUAUUUGUAAACAUAAGGAAGACAACGGGCAAAACAGAAUUUGAAAUCGAACUAAAUCUGAAUUUGAACUAAAAUUAGCCUACAAUUAAUAAACUUAUUCAAAAAACUCAAAGCUUUGGCAAUUGUUUGUCUGAUGUAAUAUAACUUGCACUUAAUUAUCUUUCUCACGACCAACCUAGAGAUAACCACUUCAUCAAUCUCGUGAUCUAAAUUGUGAUAAUUUUUUUCUUUUUACACAUUUUAUCUCACAUCAUAAAUGGAAUAACCAAACCUAAUUCUCUGAGAAAAAAUUAUUAUUUUUGAAAAACUAGUAACAAUAGAUGUACGCUAUGUUUCAGAAAACUCUAUUCAUUAUUUUACCUAUACUUCUUAAAUUCAGUUGCAUAGAAGCUAUUAAGAGCAUUGAUUUUGUAAAAAAUGACCAAAAUGCGAAUGGAUUAGUGCCUAUUGUUUUGUGGCAUGGUAUGGGUGAUAGCUGCUGUAAUCCCAUGAGCAUGGGCAGCAUACAGAAAUUCCUUCAGCAAAGCAUCCCAGGUGUCUAUGUGAAAUCGUUAGAAAUAGGUUCUAAUGAACUUACAGAUAUGGAAAAUAGCUAUUUAAUGAGUGUUAAUGAUCAAGUUGCUAUGGCAUGUCGAAUCAUUGCAAAUGACAGCAGUUUGAAAGAUGGCUACAAUGCUAUUGGCUUUUCCCAAGGAGGUCAGUUUUUGAGAGCUGUAGCACAGCGUUGUCCCAAUCCCCCAAUGAAAAAUCUUAUUUCAUUUGGUGGUCAACACCAAGGAGUAUAUGGAUUUCCUAGGUGUCCUGGAGAGAGCGCUAAAUUCUGCGACUAUGUCCGCAGGAUAUUAAAUGAAGGAGCCUAUGUGGAUUGGAUUCAGCGACAUUUGGCUCAGGCUCAGUAUUGGCAUGAUCCCCUGCAAGAGGCUAAAUAUAAAGCUAAAAGUUUGUUUUUAGCAGAAAUCAAUAAUGAAAAUGUGAAAAAUGAAACCUACAAAAACAACCUGAAAAAGCUUGAGAAUAUUGUACUUGUUAUGUUUACUGAAGAUAAAAUGGUAGAUCCCAAAGAAUCGGAGUGGUUUGGUUUUUAUACACCCGGGCAGUCGAAAGAAAUUCUUAGUUUGCAGGACAGUCCAUUGUAUAAGGAAGAUUGGUUGGGUUUGAAAGAGAUGGAUGGGAAAGGACAAUUACACUUUUUGAAAACUGUUGGUGAUCAUUUGCAAAUAGACUUAACAUGGUUUAAAACAAAUAUUAUUGAGAAAUUUCUUAAAUAAAAUACAUUUUCACGCUUCUUAGCAUAUGAUGCAGCUUAAUGUAAUUUAUAAUUAAUGUUUUGUUAUUAUCAUUUAAGCUUUUCAAAAGUAUUUUUAUUGAUUUCUUGUUAUAUUCAUAUAUUUGUAAUUUUUAUAUUCAUGUUUUUGUAAAUCUGUCAGCUUAUACUUUUUUGUCAAAAAAAAUUUUUUUUUUCUAUUUUUAAGGUAGUAACAUUUAUCUUUUCAUACAUGUAUCUUGUAUUUUAAAAUUUUUUAUCUACCUCAACGCAUUAAUAAUUCAAAUCUACUUCUAUAAGAUGCAUUAGUUUAGCAAAAUUAUUUUUAAAUGUUGCCAAAAUCCAUAAAAUAUGAUUCAAUUUUUUAAAAAUAUUGUAUUUAAUUUUUUGUUUUAUUCAUUUAUUUGAAAUUUUUAUAUUUAUGUUGGAGUAAAUCUGUGUAGCUGCCAGCUUGUAUUAUUGAAGAAGCUUUUUCUUGAUAAUAGCAUAUAUAAACAUGUUUCUAUGUAUCUUGUUGACAAAAUAAUAACUCAAUGACACUUGUAUAAUAUCUAUUCACCUGAUAGAUCUGCUUUUAAUUGAUAAAUGAAUUUUUUCUUUGAGAAUCAUAUUUUAUUACCGCUUUGUAAACUCUUCUGCAAUGGCCAUGCAAAUGUAUAGCUAUUUAGAAAUAAACUGAUGAAUGUGACGAAAA
This is a messenger RNA of Parasteatoda tepidariorum (common house spider), 2004 nucleotides long. RefSeq names its product palmitoyl-protein thioesterase 1. The record is from RefSeq and is a predicted model, not a curated record. Lineage: Eukaryota; Metazoa; Arthropoda; Arachnida; Araneae; Theridiidae. Gene Ontology annotation, molecular function: palmitoyl-(protein) hydrolase activity. Gene Ontology annotation, biological process: protein depalmitoylation; receptor-mediated endocytosis. Gene Ontology annotation, cellular component: lysosome.